Molecule: messenger RNA, 914 nt
Organism: Lolium rigidum
Lineage: Eukaryota; Viridiplantae; Streptophyta; Magnoliopsida; Poales; Poaceae
Product: protein-L-isoaspartate O-methyltransferase
Exons: 4
Coding region: 1-840 (279 amino acids)
Biological process (GO): protein modification process
Cellular component (GO): cytoplasm
Molecular function (GO): protein-L-isoaspartate (D-aspartate) O-methyltransferase activity
Source: RefSeq, a predicted model, not a curated record
AUGUCCGUCGCCGCCGCGUCCGCCUCCUCCUCCCCGUCGGCCCUCUUCCCGUCGCCUACCACGGCCGCCCGCCGCCGAUUCCUCCACCACCUCCUCGCCGCGCCCCCGCGGCCGCCGCCUCUGCGGCGCUGCUCCCCGUACCACUGGAUGGCGCAAUUUUGGACUGAAGGAUCACUGGAGAAGAACAAUGCUCUUGUUGAGUACCUGAAGCAGUAUGGUGCUGUUACAACGGAUCAAGUGGCAGAAGUAAUGGAAACUAUUGACAGAGCGUUGUUUGUACCAAAAGGCUUUACUCCUUACAUUGACAGUCCUAUGCCUAUCGGUUACAAUGCAACAAUAUCUGCCCCUCACAUGCAUGCAACCUGCUUAGAACUGCUGAAGGAUCGUUUGCAGCCAGGAAUGCAUGCUCUCGACGUUGGAUCAGGCAGUGGCUACUUGACUGCUUGUUUUGCAAUGAUGGUUGGACCAGAAGGGCGUGCAGUGGGGAUUGAACACAUUCCUGAACUUGUUGUUGCCUCUACUGAAAAUGUGGAAAGGAGUGCUGCAGCUCCACUACUGAAGGACGGUUCACUUUCUUUUCAUGUUUCAGAUGGAAGGCUUGGCUGGCCAGACGUUGCGCCAUACGAUGCGAUUCAUGUGGGCGCGGCGGCACCUGAGAUCCCUCAGCCGCUGCUUGAGCAGCUGAAGCCCGGAGGGCGGAUGGUGAUUCCCGUCGGAACCUACUCCCAGGACCUACAGGUGAUCGACAAGAACACCGAUGGAUCAACCAGUGUCCGGAACGACGCCUCCGUGCGCUAUGUCCCUCUAACCAGCCGAUCUGCUCAACUCCAGGAUCCGUGAGAGCCUUCGGCCUAACUCGGGGAUCCUUAGCUCAAGAUCUGGAAAAUGUAUAUAUGUGUGUGUCUGGGAAGUGU